Nymphaea colorata (pocket water lily) is the source of this 1354-nucleotide messenger RNA. RefSeq names its product pectinesterase QRT1. Gene Ontology annotation, molecular function: pectinesterase activity. The transcript has 5 exons. Lineage: Eukaryota; Viridiplantae; Streptophyta; Magnoliopsida; Nymphaeales; Nymphaeaceae. The record is from RefSeq and is a predicted model, not a curated record. The coding region runs from base 262 to 1326 and encodes 354 amino acids. Gene Ontology annotation, biological process: cell wall modification.
UACGCAUCCGCUCCUGCGAUUUCUUUGCCUCUCUUUCGUAGGCUCUUACUCGCCAUGACUCCAUUAAAGCCAUGGAAGAAAUCCCACGCCAAAGUUGCAGACCGGCAAUGACGUCUCCUCUCCUCUCCACUGCGAUAAUCCCUUACAUUUGCUGACGCCUUCACCUCUUCGUGUUCUUGUGAUAAACCCGUUCACAUCCGGUAGGUACCAAGAGGAAGAAAGAGACGAAACAACACGCUUACUGCGCGCGUCAGGGAACGCAUGGGUUCAUAUUGGUUCUGGUUUUGUUUGAUCUUUUGGUUGUUGGCUUUGCGUACCCACUUGGUCGAUUGUGAGUUUUCUGGUGAUUACAUUAGUUGGGAUGAUUUAAGUAUUCACGAAAACAGUUUGGGGAAGAUGGAGGGGGGAAACAGAGAGAAGAGCAGGGUCUUAGUGGUGGCAAAGGAUGGGAAAGGAGAUUCCACGACGGUUCGGGGAGCUAUUGAUUUGGUUCCUCACGGUAACGACCGAAGGGUGAAGAUUUUCAUCCAAUCUGGGGUUUAUAGAGAGAAGGUGCAAAUUCCCAUAACUAAACCAUACAUUUCGUUCAUAGGAAACGGGAGUGGAGAGACUAUAAUUUCGUGGAAUUCCACGGCUUCAGAAAAAGGUUCCGAUGGCCAACCCAUUGGCACCAUUCUCUCUGCUUCUGUUGCCAUUGAAUCUGAUUAUUUCUGUGCUACAGGGAUCACUUUUGAGAACUCUGCUCCAAGUGCACUUCCUGGUGCAAAAGGAAAACAAGCAGUGGCACUGAGAGUUUCAGGGGAUAAGGCCAUGUUUUUCAGGUGUAAAGUCCUGGGCUCACAGGAUACCCUGUUUGAUCAUAUGGGCAGGCACUAUUUCCACAAAUGUGAAGUUCAGGGCGCCAUCGACUUCAUAUUUGGCAGUGCAAGGUCCCUGUAUGAGAGCUGCGUUCUCCAUGCAACUGCUGCAAGUUACGGAGCAAUAGCAGCGUCGCAGAGAAACUCGCCAAAUCAAAACGCGGGCUUCUCAUUUCUGCAGUGUAAGCUGGAUGGCUCAGGCAUGCUGUACCUUGGGAGAGCAUGGGGCAGAUAUGCACGGGUAGUCUAUUCUUUGUGCGAUAUGGGUGAUAUCAUUAUCCCUCAGGGAUGGUAUGACUGGGGUGAUCCAUCAAGGAGACGGACAGUCUGGUUUGCAGAGUACAACUGCAGGGGAGGAGGAGCAGACUCCAGACAGAGGGUCCCGUGGUCAAAGUCACUGACCUAUGAGGAGGCAAAACCUUUUCUCACCAGUGAUUAUAUUGAUGGGAAGCAGUGGCUGAGAUUAUGAAAUUAUAUAUAUAUAUAUAUAUAUAUAU